UCUUGGCCCAAACCACUCGAGUAUGAGGUGUACCCUCGCUCACCGUUCUCAACGUCCUCGAAGUGGGGGGAAUCCUGCUCGAAGCCACAGACACGAGGCAUACCCUGAGAGCCAGCGAACGGACCUCGAUUCUUUUUCUUUCGUCCGUGUGUCGCACGUGUUGUCUCUGUUCUCCGUGGUGACCGGCUACACUGCCUGGUGGCAUAUCCACGACCAGGAGUAUUGUUUUGCUGCUCUCCUCUCUUUUUUCUCCUCUCGUGGCAAAUUUUAGCGCUCAUCUCAACGUUAACGCGUGUAGCACAUUUUCCUUUUAGCCGAUCCUCUUCGACACGUAUACGUAAAUCCUAUCGCAGAGGCAGGAGGAUAUUUCGCGCGGAACUGAAACAUGCAUUCCCGCGGUCGAUUCUGAACUGAACGCAUCGAGUGGUGGUAAUUUUGUGCGAGAAGCGGAACCAAGUGGUGAUAAACGAACUGUGUAAAGAAAUGCACGGGAGUGUGUUACCGAUCCGCUGACAAUGGCACGACGACGACCACCGAGACCAGAUUUGCCGUGGAUCUAUUUGUUUGCUUGGCUGCUUUGGAUCGUCUUGCCUAUUGGAACCGGGCUGGUGCACAGUUAUGCGGAUAAACAGAGGUACGAUGGAUGGUACAAUAAUUUGGCUCAUGCGGAUUGGGGAUCGAUCGACAGCAGGCUGAUACGAAAGAUGCCAGCAGCGUAUUCAGAUGGAGUUUACAUGCUGGCUGGCCAGGAUAGACCAUCUCCAAGGAAGCUCAGUCAGCUUUUCAUGCAGGGAGACGAUGGUCUACCAUCCGUCAAAAAUAGAACAGCAUUAUUCGCUUUCUUCGGGCAACUGGUCACGUCGGAGAUAAUCAUGGCCAGCGAAAGUGGCUGUCCCAUAGAGUACCAUCGUAUCGACGUGGACAAAUGCGAUCCGGUUUUCGACAAGGAGUGCCAAGGUAACAAGUACAUUCCCUUCCGUCGGGCGGAUUACGAUCGACAAACUGGACGCAGCCCUAAUAGCCCUCGUGAACAGAUAAACAAAGUGACGAGCUGGAUCGACGGUAGCUUCAUUUAUUCGAGCAGCGAGGCAUGGGCAAACACCAUGAGGUCCUUCAAGAACGGUAGCCUCCUUAUGGAACCCACCAGGAAGUUCCCCGUGAGGAACACGAUGCGUGCUCCACUUUUCAAUCAUGCUGUCCCACAUGUUAUGAGAAUGCUCAGCCCGGAACGUCUUUUUCUUCUCGGAGAUCCACGAACGAAUCAACAUCCUCCGUUACUGGCUCUUGGAAUAUUGUUUUAUCGGUGGCACAAUGUAAUUGCUGCCCGAAUACAAUUAGAGAAUCCGGAUAUGUCUGAUGAAGAUAUAUUUCAGAGAGCAAGACACGUUGUUAUAGGGACGCUUCAGAAUAUCAUUUUAUAUGAGUACCUUCCUAUAGUUUUGAAUGAGGAUACGCCGCCUUACGCAGGAUACAAGCCAGAUCUGCACCCUGGAAUCAGUCAUAUAUUUCAAAGCGCAGCUUUCCGGUUUGGACAUACCUUGAUACCGCCAGGAUUGUACCGCCGAGAUGAAAAAUGCGACUAUAGGAGAACUAAUACCGAUCAACCUGCGAUCAGACUUUGUUCCACCUGGUGGGAUUCCAACGAGAUUUUAACUAAUAGUACAAUUGAAGAACUCCUCAUGGGUAUGACUUCGCAAAUAGCAGAAAAAGAGGAUAAUCUCCUUAGCACUGAUAUUAGAAAUAAUUUAUUUGGACCUAUGGAAUUUUCGAGAAGAGAUUUAGGUGCCUUAAAUAUCAUGCGAGGCAGAGAUAAUGGACUUCCAGAUUAUAAUACGGCUAGAACGCAUUUCAAGCUAUCUCGCAAAAAAACUUGGAACGAGAUCAAUUCUGAACUGUUCAAUAAAAAUCCUUCGUUACUGCGUACGUUAGUCGAGAUUCAUUCGAAUAAUUUAAACAACGUGGAUGUUUAUGUUGGCGGAAUGUUGGAAUCUAGUGCUGGUCCAGGAGAACUCUUCUCUGUGGUGAUUAAAGAACAAUUUCUUCGUUUAAGAGAUUCUGAUAGAUUCUGGUUCGAAAAUGAGGAAAAUGGAAUUUUCACGAAAAGCGAGAUAGAAGAUAUUCGUCGCGUUACUUUAUGGGAUGUCAUAGUAAACGCGACAGGAAUACCGGCGAAUGCAGUCCAAAGAAAUGUAUUUACUUGGGAAGAAGGAGACCCUUGUCCACAACCUUACCAAUUAAAUUCAACAAUGUUAGAACCAUGUGUCCCGUUGCAACGUUACGAUUACUUUGAGGGAAGCGAACUGGUGUACAUAUACGCUUGCGUGUUUCUUGGUUUUGUGCCAAUUCUUUGCGCUGGAGCCGGUUACGGCUUGGUUAAGCUUCAGAAUCGCCGCCGAAGACGGUUGAAAAUUCUGCAAGAAGCAAUUCAAAAAAGGAACGAUGGUAAAAUCUGCGUGGACAAGAUGAUCGUGCGCGAGUGGCUGCACGCGAACCAUCGUCGUCUGGUCAAGGUAAAAUUCGGACCGGAAGCGGCUCUGCACAUCGUCGACCGUAAAGGAGAGAAACUGCGCACGUUCGAUUUCUGUGACGUGAACACAGUCACGAUAGAAGAGUCACAGGAAGACGAGAAUGGCCACCGUAAGGCGUUGGUUCUGUUACGGAUACCGCGGGACUACGACCUUGUCCUUGAACUGGAUUCGCUGGCCUCGCGUAGAAAGUUCAUUGCGAAACUGGAGGCAUUUCUGGCGUCCCAUAAGAAGCACUUCACGCUGUCCCAAGUGAGCCGGGAUAUUAUGCUUGCAAAAGCGGAAACGAAGGAACGCCGUCAGAAGAAACUCGAACAGUUCUUCAGGGAAGCUUACGCUUUGACGUUCGGUUUACGACCUGGUGAAAGGCGACGACGAUCCGAAGAUAGCGACAGCGGUGAAGUCGUUACCGUGAUGAGGACGUCGCUUUCUAAAAGCGAGUUUGCGAGCGCCCUCGGAAUGCGUGCUGACGCGGUAUUCGUGAAAAAAAUGUUUAAUAUUGUCGAUAAAGAUAGAGACGGCCGUAUUUCAUUUCAGGAAUUUUUGGAUACAGUUUUGCUAUUCUCACGUGGAAAAACUGAGGAUAAAUUGAGAAUCAUUUUCGAUAUGUGUGAUAAAGAUAGCAACGGAGUUAUCGACAAGGAAGAAUUAUCAGAAAUGCUUAGAUCUUUGGUAGAAAUUGCACGUACAACCAGUCUUUCAGAUGAUCAUGUCACAGAGUUAAUCGACGGAAUGUUCCAAGACGCUGGACUCGAGAGAAAGGAUUAUCUCACGUACAACGAUUUUAAGCUAAUGAUGAAAGAAUACAAAGGUGACUUCGUAGCGAUCGGUCUCGAUUGCAAAGGCGCGAAGCAGAAUUUCCUCGACACAUCAACAAACGUGGCUCGCAUGACAGGUUUCCAUAUAGAUCAGCUUCCACCCGAAGACUCAAAGAGUUGGGCUCAAAAACAAUGGAAUGCAGUUUCGACAUUCCUCGAGGAAAACCGACAAAAUAUUUUCUAUUUAUUUGUUUUCUAUGUUACAACCAUUGCACUGUUCGUUGAAAGAUUUAUAUAUUACUCGUUCAUGGCAGAACAUACGGAUCUGAGGCAUAUUAUGGGAGUUGGAAUUGCCAUAACUAGAGGAUCUGCAGCAGCCUUGUCCUUUUGCUAUAGUUUACUCCUUUUGACUAUGUCCCGUAAUCUUUUGACUAAACUCAAAGAAUUUUCCAUUCAACAAUAUAUUCCUUUGGAUUCACAUAUACAAUUUCAUAAAAUUGCUGCAUGUACUGCACUAUUUUUCUCUGUUUUACAUACGGUGGGACAUAUGGUCAAUUUUUAUCAUGUUUCAACUCAGCCAUUAGCUCAUCUUCGAUGUUUAACCAGUGAACUUAGUUUUCCAAGCGAUGCUAGAUUAACUAUUUCGUUUUGGCUGUUUAAAACUGUAACAGGUUUGACUGGAAUAUUAUUAUUCAUCGUAAUGACAGUAAUUUUUGUCUUUGCUCAUCCAACCAUUCGCCAAAAAGCAUAUAAAUUUUUCUGGUCCACACACAGUUUGUACGUAGUAUUAUACGCACUAUGUUUAAUACAUGGUUUAGCCCGUUUGACUGGUUCUCCACGAUUUUGGAUUUUCUUUGUUGGUCCUGCAAUUAUUUAUUCUCUGGAUAAAGUAGUUAGCCUUCGUACUAAAUAUAUGGCAUUGGAUAUUAUCGAAACAGAAUUGUUGCCUUCAGAUGUGAUUAAAAUUAAAUUCUACAGGCCACCAAAUUUGAAAUAUUUAUCCGGACAGUGGGUUCGUCUUUCUUGCACUGCGUUUAGAUCGAACGAAUUCCAUUCAUUUACCCUUACAUCCGCACCGCAUGAGAAUUUCCUGUCAUGUCAUAUUAAAGCGCAGGGACCAUGGACGUGGAAACUGCGCAAUUACUUCGAUCCCUGUAAUUAUAAUCCGGAGGAUGAACACCCAAAAAUAAGAAUAGAAGGACCUUUCGGUGGUGGUAAUCAAGAUUGGUACAAAUUCGAGGUCGCUGUUAUGGUUGGCGGUGGGAUUGGUGUCACUCCCUACGCCUCCAUGUUGAAUGACCUUGUAUUUGGAACUUCUACGAAUAGAUACUCUGGGGUUGCUUGUAAGAAGGUUUAUUUUUUGUGGAUUUGUCCGUCACAUAAACACUUUGAAUGGUUCAUCGACGUCCUCAGGGAUGUUGAAAGGAAAGAUGUUACAGACGUAUUAGAAAUUCACAUUUUCAUUACACAAUUCUUUCACAAGUUCGAUUUACGUACAACCAUGCUGUAUAUUUGUGAGAAUCAUUUUCAGAGGCUAUCCAAAAAGAGUAUAUUUACAGGGCUGAAGGCGAUAAAUCAUUUUGGUCGGCCCGAUAUGACAUCAUUUCUAAAGUUUGUUCAGAAGAAACAUAGUUAUGUUAGUAAAAUAGGAGUAUUUAGUUGCGGACCACGUCCUCUAACGAAAAGUGUAAUGUCAUCCUGUGAUGAGGUGAACAAAGGUCGUCGUCUACCGUAUUUCAUUCACCACUUCGAAAAUUUCGGCUAG
This is a messenger RNA of Eufriesea mexicana, 5048 nucleotides long. It is a transcript of the gene Duox, whose product is annotated as dual oxidase. Gene Ontology annotation, biological process: response to oxidative stress. Lineage: Eukaryota; Metazoa; Arthropoda; Insecta; Hymenoptera; Apidae. Gene Ontology annotation, molecular function: heme binding; calcium ion binding; peroxidase activity. The transcript is spliced from 20 exons. The record is from RefSeq and is a predicted model, not a curated record. The coding region runs from base 516 to 5048 and encodes 1510 amino acids.